AUGGCGGAGGAAGGGGAAAUCGACAUCGAAGGGGACUUUGAAUUUAAAUUAGAUGUGGACAAUGAUAUUUAUGAUGAGCUUCCUUCCAAAAGUGCCAACUUGCUGCCAGAAUACACAAAUCCUGCCUGGAUGCUGGAGCAGGGCUGGACAAUGGACACCUUUGAUGAAAAAUCAAAAGCAACAAUUGAAAAAAUGCUUCAAGAGGAGCAUUAUUAUACCAGUGGAAAGGGAAGUCCUCGUAAAGUAAAGAAUCAAAGGCUUCUGUCCAAAAAGUCACAAAUACAGAAACAGCCAUGGACAGAGGAGGAGAAAGUCAUGUUUGAAAAAUAUCUGGAAGUAUUUGGUCGAAGCUGGUCUAAAAUUGCAGAGCACAUGCCGAGUAGGACUGGUCUACAAGUUAAGAACUACGCUCAGCAGUACUUCAAACAGAAAGCAAAAGAAGAGAAGAAGACCAUUGAAACUGAUGUCAAUAAACCAUCUGUGCCUUCCACAGCCGAGAAUAAGGAUGACCCAAUCAAAGAUGUCCUCUCUCUAGUCACGACUGCACAAACAACCGUUAUCACGGUGACCAAGCCAAACAACUCUUCUCCAGACAAAAACAGCAUGUUAGGGAAAAUGUUGAUAAAUCAUGGAAACAAGAACAAAAAUAAAAACAAACUAGAGGUUCAGCUUUUCCAGAAAAUGCAGAGAGCAAAAACUGAAUCACAUGGUCAAAAAAGGGAAGCAAUGAAGAAAGAAUCAAAAUCAGGGAGUAAAACAUCAGGUGCCAAACAAAGAAAGAUAGAUAGAUCAUCAGAAACACAGGGCCAAGUACAGAUAAGCGUCAAACCUGCUCCUAAGACAAUUGUCUCACAGCCAGAGGCUGAGACUGCGAACCUUGCCACACCAUCCUCAAUGGUGAGUUUACUGGUCACAGCUACCUCCAGCGGGGGCAUUGGUCAGCUUAGUCCAUCUCUAGAAUCUCGUCUUCAGCAGUCGACGGGGGUGAUAGAGAAUCUGGACGGAUUCUGUGCCGUGGCAGACAUUGUGAAGGAGGACGAGGAUGAAGAUGGAGAGAUAGACAUUGAAAAUGAGGAUGAGGAAAAUCCAAUCCUCAAAUCUCGAUCAGCUUCCCCCAACUCAGUGUAUGAACAACUGGUCCGAGCGGCCAAUCUCAACAAAACUCCAGAAAAAGGAAAGUACAAAGAGAGAAGUGAGGAGAAGCCCCCAGAUGGUGAACCAAAUCAAAGCGAUGCUGUCUCUGUCCUUAUUGAUGAGAAAGAGGAGGAAAAUAUACAUAACACAGAGAAUGAAGUACCAGAAUCUCAUAGGCCAAAAUCAAAUAAUUUCAUAGUUUUAUGGAAUGGAGAGUACCUGGAUUUGCCCAUACCUACACAGGAAGCCCAGAUUGACCCAGAUACUAUAACAGAACAGGAGCACCAAAUUCAUGCCGACUUUUUUGAUGGACGGCCCUCUAAAACUCCAGAGCGUUAUUUAAGAAUAAGAAAUUACAUUUUGGAAACUUGGGCAAAAUGUAAGCCUGGAUACCUGAACAAAACCUGUGUUCGGCCGGGAUUGAAGAAUUGUGGGGAUGUCAACUGCAUCGGAAGAAUUCAUGCUUUCUUGGAGUGUACAGGAGCUAUUAAUUUUGGAUGUGAACAAGCUUGUUACAAUCAGGCAUCUAAAGUAGGACCCCAGGUAUCCAGAGAUAGAACCCGAGAAGCCAUAGUCAAAGUCAACUUCUCUAAACUAGAGUCCAUGCGACCAAGAAAAAGAAGAAUUAGAAAUGAAUAUGGGCAGUGGGUUGAUGAAAAAGAAUUACAGGGCAAAACUAUACAGCAUCAAGAUAAAGUUUCUACCAAGGAAAGCCCUGGAAAGGUGUCAAGGUCACCCAAGGUCCAAAGUCUUGACCCUUUCAAACUUAUACCUUGUCAGAAUUUUUCUCAAGAGAGACCAGCCCCCUUCUACGUUGAAAUACACAAUACAGCUCUAGUGAUAAUGGAUAUUCAUGCUCAUAUAUCAAAGACAGAGGUGAUAGGAAUGUUAGGAGGUUGUUACCAUGAUGAUGACCAGCAUCUAGAGAUUACCAUGGCGAUUCCCUGUAACAGUAUCAGUACUGGUCUCCAGUGUGAAAUGGAUCCAGUGUCUCAGACGUUUGCCUGUGAGGAGAUCAGUAACAACAGAAUGAAUGUCAUUGGCUGGUACCAUUCCCAUCCGACCUUUAACCCCAACCCCUCAAUACGGGACAUCGAGACUCAGCUCAAAUUUCAGGAGUACUUUGCCCAGGAUGGUUUUUCCUUCCUCGGUGUUAUAGUCAGUCCGUACAACAGAACCUGUAUGGGGCUGUGUUCAGAGUUCCAGUGCCUGACAAUCAGUUCAGAGGUCAGCCCACUGGACAAGUGCAAUAUACCAUUCUCAUUUAACUAUGGGAUGAUCAUGCAGCCCUUACAGUCGGAGUUAGUGAUACGCAGUAUUAAAACGUUAGCUGAGAAGUACAGUCAGGAUAGACACCGCGUAGAACUCUUACAGCCAUAUCUGGGCACCACGUCAUGUCUCGACAAGAUGCUUGAGUCCCUGAAAGAUUCCCUUGAGCCAAACUCAGAUGAGUCCACUCAGUUUGUUGAGAUUGUCAGAGAGAUUUUCUCAGCAGCGUUUACCUCUGAGAAAGACAUUCAGAGUCAGAUUAUAGAGUUACAAGAAAUUACAGUCAACACUCAGUCUUGACGCAUGUUGAAAAAUCUAUAAAUCUGUUCUUCUUGUAUUUGUUUUGCAUAGAUAAAUUGUAAGGGACUUGACCGACUGAAAUGCAAGUAAUAAACUUGUAUUUCUUACUUUUGGUACAAGAUGAUAUAACUGUCCAAGACAUUUUAUAAGUUGUUCAUUCUGGUUGAGGUAAUUGUUUUUCCAAGCUUAUUAUUACUUUUUUUAAAAUACGUUUCGUAGUUGCUUUGAUAAAUUUAUUUC
Messenger RNA from Saccostrea cuccullata (small rock oyster), 2943 nucleotides. RefSeq names its product histone H2A deubiquitinase MYSM1-like. The record is from RefSeq and is a predicted model, not a curated record. The transcript is spliced from 16 exons. Bases 1 to 2703 code for a protein of 900 amino acids. Gene Ontology annotation, molecular function: metallopeptidase activity; protein binding. NCBI's taxonomy places the organism in Eukaryota, Metazoa, Mollusca, Bivalvia, Ostreida, Ostreidae.